AUGGAUACUUCAUUAGCAAUAGAAGAGAUGAGAGAAGUUAUACCAGAAGGUGAAGGAGAGGAUAGUAUAUUAUAUAAUAGUGCAGAGGAAGAGGAAGAAGAAGAAAAUACGAAUGUUGAACAUAAACCUCCCUAUAAAGAUAUACAAGAAGUAAAAGAUGUAUUAGAUACAUGGUGGCCAUCAUCAGCUAUAUAUGACUUUGAUAAAUCCUUAGAGGCAGCAAAAAAGAAAGCAAAGAAACCUUUAGGUCUAUGGGGUAUAGAGACAAUAGAUCGUAAAGAAUUAGUACGUCUUCUUAAUCUAGAUAUGGAGAGAUAUAUUGCUAAGGAUGCAUGCGAAUGGGUACCUAUUAAUAGUAAGACAUUUAUUAAGGAUUUAUUAAUUAAGGAUCUUCUUCCUACUUGUACAGCUGCAGAUGCACCUGAAGAUCUUGAUGAACUCUAUUAA
Messenger RNA from Eimeria maxima, 447 nucleotides. RefSeq lists its product as hypothetical. The record is from RefSeq and is a predicted model, not a curated record. Bases 1 to 447 code for a protein of 148 amino acids. Lineage: Eukaryota; Apicomplexa; Conoidasida; Eucoccidiorida; Eimeriidae. The transcript has 2 exons.